Messenger RNA from Medioppia subpectinata, 516 nucleotides. Lineage: Eukaryota; Metazoa; Arthropoda; Arachnida; Sarcoptiformes; Oppiidae. The record is from the annotation of a GenBank genome assembly.
GUAGCAAAGGAACUAUCACUAAGCGAAGUGCAUAUAAUUGGCCAUUCAUUGGGAGCACAUGUUGCGGGUUUUACGAGCAAAGCUUUUAAUGGACAAAUUGACCGCAUAACUGGCCUCGACCCAGCUGGUCCAUUAUUUAAUGAUGUUCCCGAUGAAGACAGACUAAAUCCGACAAAUGCUGACUUUGUGGACUUAUGGCAUAAUAAAAACGUUGGGCAUUUGGAUUUUUGGCCGAACGAUGGUUAUGGCCAACCUGAUUGUUUGACCCAUGUAUGCAGUCACGGGCUGGCCGUUGAAUUGUACAUGGCCAGCAUUGACCCUGACAACACUAAAGCUAAGGCCCGUGCGUGUGAGAACUAUUCGAGAUACAAAGAAGGUACUUGUAAUGUUAAAUGUGUUGCUGAGGCCAAAUUUGCUAUUAUGGGUGAAGAUGCGCAACUGUCCAAACAAUACAAGGGCAAAACUUUAGGAUUAAAAUACUAUUUGACUACUACCCGAUCGCAUCCUUAUUUUUAA